AUGGCAGACAAACCGCAUGUUACUAGAUGGUGCGAGCAACCACUAAUCCAUCCAGCACCCAGACACAUAUUACCCCGCGCUAUGUUCAACUCGAUGGAAGCGCAAGCAGAGAAACAAGCAUCUGUAGACUUGUUUAUGGAGACGCAACAUCAGCUGGAAGCGCAGCCAGAUGGCGGAAUUGUGAGUAAAGCCAAUGUGCGCAAAGACAGUGGUACUUGUCAUGGGCCGGACUAUUUGAGGAGGAAGACCCCCUUUCCAGGUGACGAUGAUGAUGCAGUACUAAAGAUGCCCAAAGGUCUGAAAGAUUGGAAGGAGUGUGGAGUCAUGUAA
Molecule: messenger RNA, 330 nt
Organism: Exserohilum turcica Et28A
Lineage: Eukaryota; Fungi; Ascomycota; Dothideomycetes; Pleosporales; Pleosporaceae
Exons: 1
Coding region: 1-330 (109 amino acids)
Source: RefSeq, a predicted model, not a curated record